UAAAUAUGAGCUCUAGGUCCUCGUUCACUGGGCUUCCUUAUUCCACCGUCAGAGGACAGGAGCUCAUUCCAGAAAAGACACUUCAUUACUUGUGAAGGACAAGAGCUCAAUGUAAACAUGGUUGAUAUAAGCAUUGCACUGGAGGCUCUGGGAGCACUCUGCACUGGCAACGUGACGUCUGUCCAGGAACAAGCAUCACCAAUUAAUUUGUCCAGGGGGAACCUUCAUGUGGUACCACAGCAGAAUCUGUCCAUCAAGCUUCUCAUCUCUACUGUCUUGGAUGGAGAUGAAACCUGCAAAGUGUCAAGAACCAGCUUCUACCGGCUCCAGUCUGUCCUGUCCGACAGUGGUGGAGCUGCCGCUCCUGCACUGGACGAGAUCGAUGGUCCUAUUGAGAAGAAUCUCAUUAUGGAUGAGGAAGAAUUCUUUGACCCAAAGUAUCAUUAUGAUUUCACCAAGCGUACUGACAAAAAGAUAUAUUAUAGAGGUGGAGAAAAGUACGAGCGUCCAUGCGGUUGGCAGCGAUUUGCACUGAAGGUGCUGGACAAGUAUCAUGGGAAUACCUGGCUGGGAAACAGGUCCUGUAGAACCCAGUCAUGCCCAGGGGAGUGGCCUGUGUCUUACCACGGGACGUCAAGGAAAGGUGCCGACUGCAUCAUCGAAGAUCAUUACGAGCCAGGACCAAGGGAAGUCUUUGGCAGGGGGAUUUACUCCACACCGGACAUAGAUGAAGCCAGCCGCUAUGCCAAAACGUUCACCUCGAAGAAUGGCAAGAAGUACAAAGUGGUUUUGCAGAAUCGAGUCAACCCUGCGUACAGAAAGAAGUACAAGAACGGCCUCUACUGGCUGGUCCCCAUUCCACAGGGAACAUCAGAAGCAGAAGAGCAGGCUAUGGUAGAGAGGGCAAUCCGUCCUUAUGGCCUUCUGCUGAAAGAGGUCACUGUUAAAAAAACACACACAAAAAAACACAAAAAAAAACACACAAAAAAACGGUAAUUUUCCGGCAGCUGGGGCGCCAAAAAAAUACCGUGAAUUGACAGUUAUUUUCCAUAAUUAAAAUACAUUUUAUAGAUGUAAUUUAACAAGAUUUUGCCUUACUUUCAAGUUGUUUUUAACGUUUAAUUAGAAACAUUUUCACAUUUUAAAACACUGAAAUUACCUAUAAAUAUGGUAAAUACUAAUAUGAAUAAUAGUGCUCAAAUUUACAGAAAUGUAUUGUUAUUAGUUGGUUUUAAUGACAUUAUUUUAUGUAAAGAGGUUGUAUAAUAAUUUAUAUUUGAUGUUAUAUACAGUAUAUGACACAUAAAAUAAUGUGAUUUAUCUUUCAAAACAUGUCAAUAAACUGUUGAAAAACUAGAUAUUGGGUUUACAAUUGCAACAAUUUACUUUUAAUUUUAAUAUAUAUCAAGUUAUUUUACAUUGUUUUUAACGUUUAAUUACAAAUAUUUGAAAUUACCUAUAAAGAUGGUACAUAAACAUUGUAAUAUGCAUAAUAAAGCUUAAAUUUACAGAAA
Pleuronectes platessa (European plaice) is the source of this 1514-nucleotide messenger RNA. RefSeq lists its product as uncharacterized. The transcript is spliced from 4 exons. The record is from RefSeq and is a predicted model, not a curated record. Lineage: Eukaryota; Metazoa; Chordata; Actinopteri; Pleuronectiformes; Pleuronectidae. Bases 118 to 996 code for a protein of 292 amino acids.